AUGUCGCAACCCACCCCAGACCACCUAAAGGAGAAUCCUACAUCUCCCAACGCCAUCCCCAAACGCUCCUCCUCAACGGGCUUUGUGAAUGGCGUAAACCAUCAACCCUCGAAAUCAGUGUUGAAGCCUCUCGCAGAAGACUCGUGGAUGUCCUCCUCAAAAUACGCGACCCUCAUGGCGCCUGCGAGUGAAUCACAGCCCGUGGCCGAGCAUGCAAACGGCGUGCGGCGAGCACACUCGAGGAAGAAAUCAAAACCAGAAGACGAACCGAGACGGCUAGCAGAAUGGAACUCGGCGAAAGAAAAGGUCAUCAUGGGACCAUACGACUACCUCAUGGCCCAUCCAGGCAAGGACAUCCGCUCGGCCUUGAUCAAGGCCUUCGAUGAGUUCCUGCAUGUUCCGCCGCUGUCGAUGGCGGUUGUCACCAAGGUCGUCGGCAUGCUCCACACCUCGUCACUGCUCAUCGACGAUGUGCAAGAUAAUUCGCAACUCCGCCGCGGCGUACCCGUCGCACACAACAUCUUCGGCACGGCUCAGACCAUCAACAGUGCCAACUAUGUCUACUUUCUUGCCUUGAAGGAACUACAGAAUCUCGAGAACCGGGACGAGGCGAUGGAGAUAUUCACCAACGAGCUACUUAACCUGCACCGCGGGCAAGGCAUGGACCUCUACUGGCGCGACACCCUCACAUGUCCAACCGAAGACGACUACCUAGAAAUGGUACAGAACAAGACAGGCGGCCUGUUCCGCCUCGCUGUGAAACUCAUGCAAGCCGAGUCACCCGAAAAGGGCCGCGUCGACUGCGUACCCCUCGUCAACUUGAUGGGUCUGGUCUUCCAGAUCUGCGACGACUAUCUAAACCUCUCCUCAGGACUGUAUACACAAAAUAAGGGCUUCUGUGAGGAUUUGACCGAAGGCAAAUUCUCGUUUCCGGUCAUCCACUCCAUCAGGUCGAAUCCAGGCAAUCUACAACUGAUCAACAUUCUGAAGCAAAAGACUACGGACGAAGAAGUGAAAAGGUACGCCGUCAAGUAUAUGGAGUCCACUGGGAGUUUCGAAUAUAGCCGGAAGGUGAUUCGGGAUCUGAAGUUGAAAGCCACGGAGCUGAUCAAGGACAUGGACGGGGGCACAGGGAAGGGCGAUGGCGUUAGGAAGAUCUUGGAGAGGAUGGACAUUGAGCAAUGA
Molecule: messenger RNA, 1185 nt
Organism: Cyphellophora attinorum
Lineage: Eukaryota; Fungi; Ascomycota; Eurotiomycetes; Chaetothyriales; Cyphellophoraceae
Product: Geranylgeranyl pyrophosphate synthase
Exons: 1
Coding region: 1-1185 (394 amino acids)
Biological process (GO): isoprenoid biosynthetic process
Molecular function (GO): prenyltransferase activity
Source: RefSeq, a predicted model, not a curated record